AUGUCCGCGAAUGGAUCGGCGGCCGCCGAGCCGCGGCUUUGCCACGUGCGUAAGGUGCCGAACUUCGAUGGCUACGGGUUCAACUUGCACGCGGAGAAGGGCAAACCUGGCCAGUACAUCGGAAAGGUGGACGAGGGCUCGCCCGCAGAGGCGGCGGGCUUGCAGCGCGGCGACCGCAUCCUCGAAGUGAACGGGCAGAGCAUUGCGGGCGAGACGCAUAAGCAAGUGGUGGCGCGCAUCAAGCAGCGCCCGGACGAUGCGGAACUGUUGGUGGUCGCGCCGGCGCCUGGAGAAGCUCUACCUGCCGAGCUGGACGUAGCUCCGCCGUCGCCUUCACCGCCGAGAGCGCCCUCUGCCGACGCAGAGGCGCCGCGCCUCAACCUCACCAUGACGGCGGCUGAGAUGCGCGCGCAUCUUGCCGCCAAGAAGAAGGUCGACCCCAAGAAGGUGCCGAUGGACCUGAAGUCCAAGUUCGACAUCGUGAAGAAGUUGUGA
This is a messenger RNA of Parnassius mnemosyne (clouded apollo), 495 nucleotides long. NCBI's taxonomy places the organism in Eukaryota, Metazoa, Arthropoda, Insecta, Lepidoptera, Papilionidae. The record is from the annotation of a GenBank genome assembly.